This is a messenger RNA of Truncatella angustata, 1816 nucleotides long. RefSeq lists its product as uncharacterized. The record is from RefSeq and is a predicted model, not a curated record. The transcript is spliced from 2 exons. Gene Ontology annotation, cellular component: precatalytic spliceosome. Gene Ontology annotation, biological process: mRNA cis splicing, via spliceosome. Bases 1 to 1722 code for a protein of 573 amino acids. Lineage: Eukaryota; Fungi; Ascomycota; Sordariomycetes; Amphisphaeriales; Sporocadaceae. Gene Ontology annotation, molecular function: nucleic acid binding.
AUGGCCCGAAGCUCCAGCUGCAAGGCCUGUGGACUUUCCAACAUCCCGCCUCGUCUGAGCCGGCUGACGAACACCUCAAUUCCUGCCCGUGAUCCCGGAGAAGAAGCUCUACGCCAGGCCCCUGUUGCACAGUGUAAUACCGCUUCGGCAGGCUUCAACAUCUACAUAAUGUCGGGACCGCCGCCUCCCAAGCCCGGAGCUGGCCUGUCUCUCUACGCCGACCUCCUUGACCCUACCGGCGACUCCUCAGCCUCGAUAUCACGAGCACCUCAAGUCUCCAAGCAGGCGCUUGACGCGGUCAAGGAGCAAGAAGCGGCAGCAAAGAAGCCAGAUGCCGCACUCCGAUUCAAUCCGAUACCCAAUAUAAGGCGGCCCCUGCAGAAGACGCAGAAACCGAAAGGUACAUUUCCAAAGGCCGUUGGUCCCGCUGCUCCUGCUGGCGCGACGGGCAAUGCGCCGGCAUCAGCAGGAGUAGGGAGCGCGCCCGCGCCUAUGAAGAGCACGCUAGCGGACUGGGCGAAUACGGAAGACGACGACGAGUGGAUGUAUGCAGGUGAGAAGCGGCCUCGCGGCAACAAAAAGAAGAAGAAGAAGACUGGCGCGCCCGUCGAGACGGACUGGAACGAGAUUUAUGAUCCUUCGCGGCCGACGAAUGUGGACGAGUAUCUGCGCAGUGAUGAGCGCAUACAAGAGGUCAGGGAGUGGAAAGCACUUUUAUACAGGCACAGACGACCGGAGGAGAGGAAGAGACAAUCAAGCUGGGAUAGCGAGGACGACGAGGACAGGCCGGUGAACAACCAGUUUGCUCCUCCACCUUCCUACUCCUUUGCACCGCCACCUCCCUCACCACCUCAUGCGGCGGCAGCACCUCUCUUAGACGAUCGAACAGGCGACGAUGCUUAUGCUCGCCGCUUAGCCAUGUCCCAAGGCAUACCACCGCCACCGCCACCACCACCCGAGCCAGCUCAUGCAGAACUUCCAACACCAGUAUCGGCGUCGCCUCCACCACCUCCAGAACCGGACGCCUCAACUAUCUCCAGGGCUCCAGUCCGCUAUGCGCAGCCCUCGCCGCCCCCCGCGACUACCGAGCCAGAUGCCAUGGACGUGGACGCCCCCGAUGCUCAACUCGAAGACGAAGACGAGGAUGAAGACACCCCGCGAUCAAGCCGUCCCGGUCAGAAAGGCUUCGCAGCCCGCCUCAUGUCCAAGUACGGAUGGUCCAAGGGCCAAGGUCUCGGCGCAGAAGGGACCGGCAUGCUCGCCCCCUUGCGGGUGCAAGUUGAGAAACGCAAGAAGAAAUCCGAUGCCGAAGGCGGCGGCUGGCGCCAGCCCGCCGGACUGGGAAAGAUCGUACAGCCCAAGACGAAUGCGAACGCAGCAGCAACCUCGACCUCGACUUCGGGGGAUCAGGGCGGCAAGUUUGGGCCCAUGUCCAACGUCAUCGUGCUCCGGCGCAUGCUGGACAACAUCGAGGACCUGCGGCAGGAGAUGGAGGAAGGGCUGGGCCAAGAGAUCGGCGAGGAGUGCGGAGACAAGUACGGGCGCGUUGAGCGGCUGUACAUCGACGUCGCCGGCGGCACGCGGAACGUGUACAUCAAGUUCGUGGAGACAGUGAGCGCCUUGCGGGCUGUCAAUGCGCUCGACGGCCGUGUGUUCGCUGGGAGCAACAUUGAGCCGCGUUUCUACGACGUGGAGCAGUUCGAGAAGGGCGUGUAUGAAUGACCCCGAGAUCAAACUAUAAGCUACUUGGGCUUAAGAAAAUGACACAAACAAACAAACAACAGUGAUACCCCCCCUCAUGCAUUAUCAAUAUUAU